This is a messenger RNA of Glycine soja, 1963 nucleotides long. RefSeq names its product SUN domain-containing protein 1-like. The record is from RefSeq and is a predicted model, not a curated record. Gene Ontology annotation, biological process: nuclear envelope organization. Gene Ontology annotation, molecular function: protein-membrane adaptor activity. The coding region runs from base 286 to 1680 and encodes 464 amino acids. Gene Ontology annotation, cellular component: nuclear envelope. The transcript has 2 exons. Lineage: Eukaryota; Viridiplantae; Streptophyta; Magnoliopsida; Fabales; Fabaceae.
AGAAAAAAUAAAAUAAAAAACAGAGAAACUUAAACCAAAGAUUCAAUUCAAAUCCCGUCCUCUUCAUUUCAGAUCUCAUAAAGAACACGAAACAGUGUAAAACACGCGCUCUCUCUUUCUCUUGAACUUUCUUCUUCCUUUUCGUUUUCUCACUCUCUUGUUCUUCAUUCACCCCCACACAUUAUUCUUAGGGUUUCCAACAUUUUCUCCAUUUCCCUUUAUUUUUUCAUUUUUAUAAUUUUCGAAUUCGGUGUUUGAAUUGAGAAGCGGUUUUAGACGAUUCCGAUGUCGGCUUCCACGGUGUCCAUCACGGCGGCGAACCCGGGGACUCGUCGGAGACCGGUGAUCGCCACUGAGAAGAAAACCGCCACUAGCCUCGAACUCCUCGCCAACGACGUCGCCGUCUCCCCGGCCGUCGCCACUUCCGGAGACGGCGCCACCGGGCGCGACCUCAGCCAUCACUCGAUCCGCGGCGAGGCGCUCCUCGACCGGGCGCCCCGUGACUUGACUCCAGCGAAGAAGGUCGCCGGCGCCGGCCCAAACUCGGCGUCGGGCCCGCCGCGGCGGACUCGGAAGCCCGCCGCAAAGUCCGAGAAGCCGCGGUGGCUCACGUUGGUGAGCAUUUUCGGGAAGAAUUUGGUGCUCUUGGUGGUGCUGGCUGGGCUGGUCCAGUUGAUCCGGCGGAUGUCGUUGAAAUCUGGCGAUGCCGCGGCAGGCGGGUUCGCUGGGUUUUCGGAAUUCGAGGGCCGGAUUUCGGAUGUGGAGGGGCUGUUGAAGAAGACAGCAAAGAUGAUUCAGGUUCAAGUUGAUGUGGUGGAUAAGAAGAUUGAGGAUGAGGUUAGAGUGUUAAGGAAGGAGCUAAAUGAGAAAAUUGAGGAGAAAGGGGUAAUUUUGGAAAGUGGGUUGAAGAAAUUGGAGGCAAAGAAUGAGGAAUUAGAGAAGUAUUUGAGUGAGUUGAAGGGAGAGAAUUGGUUAUCAAAGGAAGAGUUUGAGAAGUUUGUUGAGGAAGUAAGGAGUGUGAAGGGGAGUGGGUAUGAGGGUGGUGGGUUGGAUGAGAUAAGAGAGUUUGCAAGAGGGGUGAUUGAGAAGGAGAUUGAGAAGCAUGCUGCUGAUGGGCUUGGGAGAGUGGAUUAUGCUCUUGCCAGCGGCGGUGGUACGGUGGUGAAGCAUUCGGAGGUGUUUGAUCUGGGGAGGGGCAAUUGGUUCUUGAAGUCUGCUAGAAAUGGUGUCAACCCCAACGCCGAGAAGAUGUUGAAACCGAGCUUUGGCGAGCCUGGGCAGUGUUUCCCCUUGAAGGAUACUAGAGGGUUUGUGCAGAUCAGGCUCCGCACUGCCAUCAUUCCCGAGGCUGUCACCUUGGAACAUGUAGCAAAGAGUGUUGCAUAUGAUAGAUCAAGUGCUCCUAAAGACUGCAGAGUCUCUGGUUGGCUGCAGGAGCAUAAUGCUGAUUCUGCAAUUGAUACUGAAAAGAUGCAUCUUCUAUCAGAAUUUACAUAUGACCUUGAGAAGAGCAAUGCUCAAACAUUCAACGUGUUGAAUUCAGCAGCUUCUGGUGUAAUCAACAUGGUGAGGCUCGAUUUUACAUCCAACCAUGGAAGCCCUUCACACACAUGUAUAUAUCGCUUUAGAGUUCAUGGUCACGAGCCUGACUCGGUUUCUAUGAUGGCAUUGGAGUCAUAAUGUGCAUGUCUUGUUUGCUUUGAAUUUUGUCAAUUUCUGUGUAAUUGUCCAGUGUAUUUUCUUUAGAUGUAGGAUAGGAUGUCAUGGACUCCUUAAUUACUAGAUGCAGAAAUUUAACUUCGUAUUGCUGCUUCAAAUGGACUUUGUAUCUAAUGUAUGAUUUGAGUUAGGCAGUCGAUAGAUCUUGGGUAUUGCAAAGCAAUUUUUUUGUCUUUUAAUUUUAGUGCAAUGAUACUAGGCAAAUCAAGUCUAAAAACAUGAUUUCCCCCUCUUGUUAAAAGAG